CCGCUGUCGCGACUGCGCAAAGUCAUCGAGGAAUCCUGCGCGCACAUGGCCAGCUCCGUGCUCGUCAGGUGAGCGCCGGCGCCGCCUCCGGAGGCCCUGGAGCGGGGCGGGGAGGGGCUGAGCUGCCCGAGGAUUGCAGGGAGCGAGCCAGGCGGAGGCCGAGGAAACGCCCACAUGGCCGGGUUGAUCCCAUCCCACCCCUCUUCGGGUCGCUGUGUUCUGUGUUGGAACCAUGAAAAGGCCGCUGCUGCAAGCGACAUCUCGGUGAAAGAUGAUCAAGCCGUUAAAUGCACAGUGUGUGUCAUCUUUGUCUAUCCUGGUUAAAACUCAUGGCAGAAGGAGAAUUGAAAGAUAUGGAACAAUUUUUUGAUGACCUUUCAGAUUCCUUCACAGGGACAGAGCCAGAAGUUCAUAAAACAAGUGUAGUAGGGCUGUUUCUACGCCACAUGAUCUUGGCAUACAACAAGCUUUCCUUCAGCCAGGUCUAUAAACUGUACACUGCUCUUCAGCAGUACUUUCAGAGUGAUGACAAAAGAAAUGGACUUGAUGAGAGUGAUAUGGAACUGACAAACACAGAAGAACUGGAGGGGAAGAUGGAGAAAGAAGAGCUUGACAUGCCUUUAAGGGAAGAAGAGAUAUCUUGCAGUGGGCCUCUUUCCCAGAAACAAGCAGAGUAUUUUCUUUCUCAGCAGGCCUCUUUACUAAAGAAUGAUGAAACAAAGGCUCUUACUCCAGCAUCUUUACAGAAGGAGUUGAACAACUUGUUAAAAUUUAAUCCAGACUUUGCUGAAGCACAUUAUUUAAGCUACCUAAAUAGCCUCAGAGUACAGGAUGUCUUCAGUUCCACACACAGCCUCAUUCAUUAUUUUGACCGUUUGAUCCUCACCGGAGCCGAGAGCAAAAGCAACGGGGACGAGGGUUACGGGCGCAGCCUGCGCUACGCCGCGCUCAACCUGGCAGCGCUGCACUGCCGCUUCGGCCACUACCAACAGGCUGAACUUGCCCUUCAGGAAGCCAUCCGAAUUGCACAGGAGUCUAACGACCACGUUUGCUUGCAGCACUGCCUGAGCUGGUUGUACAUCUUGGAGCAGAAGAUGUUUGAUAGCUGUGUUCUGCUGGAGCAUUCUGUAAACAAGUCUUUACAUUUUGGGUUGCCAUACCUUGCUUCCCUGGGAAUACAGUCCUUGGUUCAGCAAAGAGCUUUUGCAGGAAAGGCUGCCAACAAACUAAUGGAUGCCUUAAAAGAUUCAGAUCUGUUGCACUGGAAACACAGCUUGUCAGAGCUUAUUGAUAUCAGCAUAGCCCAGAAGACUGCCAUUUGGAGGCUCUACGGCCGCAGUACCAUGGCACUUCAACAAGCCCAGACACUGCUGAGCAUGAACAGCCUGGAGGCUGUGAGCGUGGGUGUUCAGCAGAACAACACGGAGCCCUUUGCAGUGGUGCUGUGUCACCUGGCCGAGCUGCACGCCGAGCAGGGAUACUUUGCAGCUGCUGCUGAGAUAAUGAAACACCUAAAAGAAAGAUUCCCUCCCAACAGCCAGCAAGCACAGCUUUGGAUGCUGUUUGAUCAGAAAAUACAGUUUGAGAGAGCCAUGAAUGAUGGCAGAUACCAUAUAGCAGAUUCUCUUGUAGCAGGCAUCACAGCACUGAGUAGCACUGAAGGUGUGUACAGAAAAGCCAUUGUAUUGAAAGCCCAAAAUCAGAUGUCAGAGGCACACAAACUUUUACAGAAAUUACUGAUCCACUGCCAGAAAAUCAAGAACACAGAGAUGGUGAUAAGUGUCCUGCUGUCAAUAGCGGAGCUCUACUGGAGAUCCUCCUGCCACACCAUAGCGCUGCCGGUCCUGCUGCAGGCUCUUGCCCUCUCCCGAGAAUACAGCCUGCAGUACUUGGCUUCUGAAACCCUGCUGAACUUGGCCUUCUCCCAGCUGAUCCUUGGCAUUCCUGAACAAGCCCUGAAUAUUCUGCACAUGGCAAUAGAACCUGUCCUGGCCCACGGAGCUCUCUUGGACAAAGGCUGCGCCAUGUUCCUGGUGGCCAAAUGUCAGGUGGCUUCUGCAGCUUCCUACAGUCCCCAAAAGAAGACUGAAGCUUUGGAAUCUGCUCUCCUGAAUCUGAACGAAGCCAAGGCUUACUUUGCCAAAGUGGACUGCAAAGAGCAGCUCAGAGAUGUUCUCUAUUUCCAAGCCCGGCUGUUUCACACCUUGGGCAAGACCCAGGACAGGAACAAAUGUGCCAUGUUGUUCCGGCAGCUGCACCAGGACCUGCCAGCCCACGGGGUGCCCUUAAUCAAUGCCUUCAAGUGAUGUAGAAGAGAUUAAAUGAUGAGAUUUGUUUGUUUUCUUGGGGCUUGGGUUGGUUUGGUUGUUUUUUUACACAUGCCUAUCAAAGUAAGUGCCAGUAAACGAUGAUCUUCUGUUGAACAAA
Molecule: messenger RNA, 2427 nt
Organism: Colius striatus (speckled mousebird)
Lineage: Eukaryota; Metazoa; Chordata; Aves; Coliiformes; Coliidae
Gene: ANAPC5
Product: anaphase promoting complex subunit 5
Exons: 16
Coding region: 288-2306 (672 amino acids)
Biological process (GO): protein K11-linked ubiquitination; anaphase-promoting complex-dependent catabolic process; positive regulation of mitotic metaphase/anaphase transition
Cellular component (GO): anaphase-promoting complex
Molecular function (GO): protein binding
Source: RefSeq, a predicted model, not a curated record